Marchantia polymorpha subsp. ruderalis is the source of this 2748-nucleotide messenger RNA. The record is from the annotation of a GenBank genome assembly. NCBI's taxonomy places the organism in Eukaryota, Viridiplantae, Streptophyta, Marchantiopsida, Marchantiales, Marchantiaceae.
ACGGAUCAGCAUCAGGCACAGAGACUCGAAGAGAGGAGAACGAAGGAGUACGCAGGGAAAAACUCAGAGUUCACACCCACCCGUCCCUGGGCUCCCGUCGCCCCAAGCACAGCACAGCACAACACCGGAGGCCAGACCGCACCAUACCACACCACACCAGACCACACCAACAACAACAGCACAUCUGAUGCAGCGUCUACCGCUUCCUUGCCUGCCUCUGUGUCCUCUCAGAGCUCUUCUCCCUGCGCUCCUGACCUUCCUCCGAGCUUGAUCCUGCGGGUAUCAUUCUCCCAUCCAUCUUCCGCUGGCCUUUUCUCUCAGCCCGCCAUCUGAGGACCAAUCUGCCCACUCAAUCCUCCUCGACUUCGCUUGCCUUGCCUUGCCUAGCCUAGCCUUGCCUUGCCGACUGACCACUGCCUCACUGACUUUCCCACACUCCUUAUUUACCAACUUCCAAGCGAACCCGCUGCUCCAGAGUUCAGUGCAAGCUCUUGUCAUGUGCGCUCGGCCUUCUUAGGUAGAUAAGAGCGCUCGGAUUCCGCUGUGGUGUGCCUACACUGAUAACCUGCUGGAAAUCAAUUGCUAGCUGUUAACCAUGAUCUUGUGCUUUCUCCGAUCUCCUUCGGACUUGUGUCGAUAGACAGUGAGUGAGUCACUGCGGCAGUGCUCGAUUUGGUCGAAGGACGUUUGGGCCAUCAGGGGGAAGGUGGAGGUGUGUAUCGUAUGGAUGAACGUAGUGGAAUUAGUGCGGUGAAGUAGAUCGGGUCGCCGUGUAUUCAGUCUAUCUUCGCUUCUAGCAUUCUUCAGGGGUUCGUGAUGUCGGAAUAGAGUGCCACUCCCGACUCUGUGAGUAGAGCUGGAAAGGUACAACAGCUCGUGGCUGGCUGCUCGGUUGGAUUCCUUCUUGAGGCCUUGUGCGGAUUCGGUCUCGGACUGCUUAGCCCCGUUUGUGUCCGAGUAGAGUGCGGAUUGGAGAGCAGCGCGGAUCGGAAUUUGCAGAGCAAGCGAUAGAGACGACAGGUGGGAAACAGAGGCCGUGGAGGCUUGUAGAAUUGAGUGGAUUCACAGCGAGGGUGUUGACACAAGGUCGAGGCUCAUGGUUCGCUAGUGGUCGUCAGGUACUUUAAUGUCGAGAUGUUAGGAGUCAUGGCUGCUGGUUCACCAGCACUUUCUGGCAUGGGGCCACAAGGCUCCGAGGAGGGUUCCAAAAAAGUCCGCAAACCGUACACUAUCACCAAGUCUCGCGAGAGCUGGACAGAGCAGGAGCACGACAAGUUUCUCGAAGCACUCCAACUGUUCGAUCGGGACUGGAAGAAGAUCGAGGCGUUCGUCGGGUCCAAGUCCGUAAUUCAAAUCAGAAGCCACGCGCAGAAGUAUUUUCUCAAGGUGCAGAAGAACGGCACGGGCGAGCAUGUGCCGCCUCCGCGACCUAAGCGGAAAUCAGCGCAGCCGUAUCCCCAGAAGGCGCCCAAGGCUGUGUCAGCAGUUCAGCAGCCCGGUGUUCUGGCGCGCACAUUGAACCCCCAGCCGACGCAAUCCGAGCCUUGCUUGCCGAGGCGAGGCAAUUUUCAAAGCUGCAGCAUCGGGAGCAACUCUGGGAGCUGGCAGUACCAUUCCAUGCCGCCGGUGGUGCCCAUCACCACAGAUCUCCGAGCCACUCCUGAUUUUGCCGAGGUUUACAAGUUCAUCGGGAACGUGUUCGAUCCCGGCAUGAACAGCAACCACAAUCUGAAGAAGUUGAAAGAGAUGGCCCCAAUCGAUCGCGAGACCGUGCUUCUGCUGAUGAGGAAUCUCUCCAUCAACUUGUCCAGCCCCGAGUUCGAAGAGAGGAAAUUGUUCAUGCCCGCAUUCGAGGCCAAUCCGGAUGCCGCCAGACCAGAUUCCUCAGAUCAGCACCUGGCGAUGCUUUCCGCCACGCAACCGCCCUCGGACGGAGGAGACGAUGAUGCUGCGUUUUCUGGACAACCUUCUUCAAACCAUCAGAGUGAUAGUGGAGACUCGGAUUCACAAGUGGACCCCAGCCAUGGCCAAACUCGAGUUUUGCCAUCCUACUCUGACGGUCCCAUGGAUGUCGCUGAGCACCGGCGGCUGACACAUGAAGGAGGGAGUAGAAGCGUAGACUCAGUGUUACCCAUAGCUCCUUACCCCGGAUUGACAUCUUCAAGGCCGAUGACGGACAAUUCCUCAGCUGGAGCUCAUCGGUCCAUGGGUCUGCACUCGCAUCCUCACAUGGCAUUUUCUGGUAGAGCAGACGUGGGGUUUGGGAUGCCGCUGCCCACUUUGACGCCAGGUGUAGUGGGGGAAGGCAACAUCGAUAACUGGUGGAGCUAGCAGCCAGCGGCCUUCAUCAGACGCCUGUGCUGUUUUUCCUUAGCUUAAAUGUGUACUUUUAUUCUUACAUUUAGCCACUUUUGCCAGGAUGAUGUCCUCGUCCUGCUUGUGAAAUAAGGCCUAUGCAGAUAGUUAGUUGUAUAGGGGACGAUUAUGGAAAAGCUUGUGAAAAGGUGGAGUACUGUUUGUAGUAGUGUCGGUACUGGAUUCUUUCAGCCUACAGUAGCAAGGCCAACUGAAGAGUGUGUUAUAGUCCUGCGGUGGUGUGAAACAAAUUGGUCUCCAUUCGAGCAAUAGCCUCGGAAAUUUUAGAAAUCAAAUGUACAUUACCAGUUGCCGAAAAUAUGUUCAUAUGUUGUACACUUCCUACGAAGAAAUUGAAGUCGAUUGCUCAUCUUUCUGGCCUCGGCUCUUAUC